Molecule: messenger RNA, 1116 nt
Organism: Neofelis nebulosa (Clouded leopard)
Lineage: Eukaryota; Metazoa; Chordata; Mammalia; Carnivora; Felidae
Gene: OLIG3
Product: oligodendrocyte transcription factor 3
Exons: 1
Coding region: 259-1077 (272 amino acids)
Molecular function (GO): protein dimerization activity
Source: RefSeq, a predicted model, not a curated record
UAUAAAAGCCCCUCUUUUUCAGCGUGAGGUUAGUCCCAGCAAACACCAACCCGCUGUCCAGGAAACAGCCUAACCGGAGAGAAGGGAGUGGGGAGGGAGAGAGGCGGGGAAAGGCAGUGCCUCAGCUUUUCUUCUCAAGUCUUGCCACUGAGAAGUGGGUCGCUGGGCUGUGCAGAUUUUUUUUUUUUUAAUUUCAAGAUUUUCCUUAAUUUCCCACCUAAAGCCUCCCCGCGGUAGGGCCGCAUCCCCCGUAAUAAAAUGAAUUCUGAUUCGAGCUCUGUCUCCAGCAGAGCUUCAUCGCCGGACAUGGAUGAGAUGUAUCUGAGGGAACACCACCACCGCCACCACCACCACCAGGAGAGCCGUCUCAACUCGGUCUCCUCCACGCAGGGCGACAUGGUGCAGAAGAUGCCCGGGGAAAGCCUCUCGCGGGCCGGCGCCAAGGCCACCGGCGAGAGCAGCAAGUACAAAAUCAAGAAGCAGCUGUCGGAGCAGGACCUACAGCAGUUGAGGCUGAAGAUCAACGGUCGGGAGCGCAAGCGGAUGCACGACCUAAACCUCGCCAUGGACGGGCUGCGAGAGGUCAUGCCCUACGCGCACGGGCCCUCGGUGCGCAAGCUCUCCAAGAUCGCCACUCUCCUGCUGGCCAGAAACUACAUCCUCAUGCUCACCAGCUCCCUGGAGGAGAUGAAGAGGUUGGUUGGCGAGAUCUACGGGGGCCACCACUCUGCCUUCCACUGCGGGACCGUGGGCCACUCGGCCGGCCACCCCGCGCACGCCGCCAACGCGGUGCACCCCGUGCACCCCAUCCUGGGCGGCGCGCUCUCGUCCGGCAACGGCUCGUCGCCGCUGUCCGCCGCCUCGCUGCCGGCCAUCGGCACUAUCCGACCUCCCCACUCGCUGCUCAAGGCGCCCUCCACGCCGCCCGCGCUGCAGCUGGGCAGCGGCUUCCAGCACUGGGCCGGGCUGCCCUGCCCCUGCACCAUCUGCCAGAUGCCGCCGCCGCCGCACCUUUCCGCUCUCUCCACCGCCAACAUGGCUCGGCUGUCGGCCGAGUCCAAGGACUUGCUCAAGUGAGCAGAGGACGGCCCGGCAGCUGCCCAGGAUGAGGGGAGA